AUGUCACAAAAUCAACCAUCAAAGACUCAAGCUAUUUUGCAAGAGGUCGAUAAAGUAAAGGAUGUAAUGCACAAUAAUAUCGGACUUAUGUUGGACAACCACGACAAGGCCACAAAUUUACAAGACAAAACAGCAUCAAUGAACAACAAUGCCAAAAUGUUUAAAAAGCAAACCGUCACCAUCCGUAGACAAAUGUGGUGCAGAAAUAUGAAGUUACAAAUUAUUAUUGUUUUAGUUUUCAUUCACUCUCAUCUCAACCUCAAUCUUUCACAUUUAGAAUAA
Heterostelium album PN500 is the source of this 282-nucleotide messenger RNA. It is a transcript of the gene sybB, whose product is annotated as synaptobrevin family protein. Gene Ontology annotation, cellular component: plasma membrane; SNARE complex. The transcript is spliced from 4 exons. Gene Ontology annotation, biological process: vesicle fusion. The coding region runs from base 1 to 282 and encodes 93 amino acids. The record is from RefSeq and is a predicted model, not a curated record. NCBI's taxonomy places the organism in Eukaryota, Evosea, Eumycetozoa, Acytosteliales, Acytosteliaceae. Gene Ontology annotation, molecular function: SNAP receptor activity; syntaxin binding.